Ostreobium quekettii is the source of this 1773-nucleotide messenger RNA. The record is from the annotation of a GenBank genome assembly. NCBI's taxonomy places the organism in Eukaryota, Viridiplantae, Chlorophyta, Ulvophyceae, Bryopsidales, Ostreobiaceae.
AUGGCGUCACCCGCUGGAGACGGCAACCUGUACCCGAUCGCGAUUUUGAUAGACGAGCUGAAGAACGAGGAUGUGGCCGUGCGGCUCAACUCGAUCAAGCGCGUGACCACGAUCGCCCGGGCCCUGGGCGAGGAGCGCACGCGCAAGGAGCUCAUCCCAUUCCUCAACGACUGCGGCGACGAUGAGGACGAGGUCCUGCUGGCGAUGGCCGAAGAGCUGGGGGACUUCGUGCAGUACGUGGGUGGGCCGGCGCACGGCCACGAGGUGCUUGUGCCCCUGGAGACGCUGGCCACGGUGGAGGAGACGGUGGUGAGGGACAGGGCCGUGGAGUCGCUGUGCAAGGUGGUGGCGGAGCUGCCGGAGGCCAGCGUGACGGACUACUUCUCGCCGCUGAUCAAGAGGCUGUCGGCAGGCGAGUGGUUCACUGCCCGGGUGUCUGCGUGUGGCCUGUUUGCCGCUGCCUAUGCAAAGGCGAAGGUGCAGGUGAAGUCUGAACUGCGGUCCACAUUUGAGCAGCUCUGCCACGAUGAGACGCCCAUGGUACGGAGGGCGGCCGCUCAGAACAUGGGAAAGUUUGUGGAGUCUGUCGAGACAGCAUACGCCAGCAGCGACCUCUUCCCGCUGUUCAACCGUCUUGUUGCCGAUGAUCAAGAUUCAGUGCGGCUGCUGGCUGUGGAGGCCUGUGGGCCAUUCGCCCGCCAGCUGAGCGAAGAUGAUAUAAUGCAGAUGCUGCUGCCAGUUGUGAAACGAGUAGCUCAGGACAAAUCUUGGCGAGUGCGGUACAAUGUUGCAGAUCAGCUGUGCCAGCUGGUGAAGGCGCUCCCAGUGGAAGUUACAAGGGUGGAGUUGGUGCCCCUCUUCGUGUCACUCCUGAAUGACUCAGAGGCGGAGGUCAGGGUGGCAGCCUCGGGCAAGGUGUCCCAAUUUAGCAAGAAGCUGGAGUCCGCGACGAUCGGAAAGCACAUCAUACCCUGCAUGAAGGAGCUGGCACAGGACUCCUCACAGUACGUGCGCGCCUCUCUGGCGUCUGUCGUGAUGGAGAUUGCACCCCUGCUGGGGAAGCAGGGGACCAUUGAGCACCUUGUGCCAACGUUCCUGACGCUGCUUAAAGACAUCUACCCUGAAGUGCGGCUGAACGUGAUCAGCAAGCUAGACCAAGUCAACCAGGUAAUCGGCAUCGACCUGUUGGCGCAAAGCCUGUUGCCGGCGAUCGAGGAGCUGUCUGAGGACAAGCACUGGAGGGUGCGGCUGGCUAUCAUUCAGCACAUCCCGCUGCUGGCAGGGCAGCUGGGUGCAGACUUCUUCCAGGACAAGCUUGGGACACAGUGCCUCAAGUGGCUGGAGGACCAGGUGGCGUCGAUCCGCGAGGCGGCCACCACAACGCUGAUGAAGAUCGCACAGGAGUUUGGCCCGGACUGGGCAAGGGACAACCUUGUGCCCAGGGUCCUGGACAUGGUGCAGAGCCGGCACUACCUGUACCGCAUGACCAUCCUCACGGCCAUCGCCCAACUUGCUGUGGUCGUCAGCGCUGACGUCGUGCACUCCACAAUGCUUCCCGCCGUCAUCGACUGCGCCAAGGACCGCGUGCCCAAUGUCAAGUUCAGCGUGGCCCGCCAGCUGGAGCGCCUCGUGCAGGAGUCGGUGAUCGACCGCGCUGCCGUCACCUCCGUGGUGAAGCCCUGCCUGCAGGAGCUGUGCGAGGACAGCGACGUGGACGUGCGGUUCUUUGCGGGCCAGGCCCUGGUGGCAGUGGAGGCGACGCUGGCCGGGUGA